This is a messenger RNA of Rotaria sp. Silwood2, 1218 nucleotides long. The record is from the annotation of a GenBank genome assembly. Lineage: Eukaryota; Metazoa; Rotifera; Eurotatoria; Philodinida; Philodinidae.
AUGGAUACUGAUAUGGAUCGAUCGCAUUUACAAACAGCAAAUCGUUUUGGACAAUUAUCAAAAAAUAUGUUCUUCGCACGGCAUGUUCCUCAACCAAAAUUUUUAAAAUUCAUUACAGGAACUGCUGGUGUUAAAGUAUGCCAUGUACGAGAUGAUGUGCCACAUUUACCAGCAAACCCAUCAGGUGAUUUAGCUAAGUCAUUACUAUCUGAUCCACGUUUUACUAUUGAGUUCCCACCGAAUUCAUAUAAUGAGGCUUUGCUUCGGUCUUAUGCAGAAAGAAUUCAACCAAAACGACGUCGAGAACGAUUUCUUCCUCCUAUACGUGGUUGGAAUCCAUCCGGAACGGUAAGUAUCAUUCAAAAUAAGCAUAGCAUUUUUCUCGUGUGUUUUUUUCUUCACUUAGUUGAGGAUACAGAAAAUUGGCGACGUGAAUUAUCACGUAUUGCUGAAAUGGUUGGUUUAGUAACAGCUGAUGAAUUAGCUGAAAUUGAACAUAAAAGAGAACCACCAUCAUCACCACUUAAAAGAACUCCAUCAAAAACAUCAAAUGGUGAAUAUAGUCAACGAACUGGUCGAUGGAAUGAAACACCUAAAACAUUAAGUCGUAGUCGAUCAUUACGUGGACGAACACCACUUUCAGCUCUCAUACCUAAUCAUCUAUUUUGUGUUGAUGAGCAAGAACGAGAGAUGUGGAUGCUUCAAGUACUUUGUCAAAUUUUAAAAACUGAAGAUAUUAAUGAAGUACAAUCAUGGCUUGUUUCAUCAAGUUUAAAUGAAAAAGAUGCUGUACGUCAAUUAAUUACAUCAGCAAUUAAAGGACUUGAAGAAAGUGGACGUAUUCAACCAACUGCUUAUUUUAAUGAAAAUACGAAAUCUAUUCAAGCUGGUAUGGAUACAUUAGGCUCAAUAGCGUCCAAUAAAUUUCCAAGUGAAUCCGUAUCGUCAAUUAAUGAAAAUACAAUAAAGCCUAAUUCUCGUCCUCGAACAUCUCCACAAAUACAAUCAACAACAACAACCAACGAUUUUCAAAGUAGAUCAACGCGAGCAUUUCAAACAAAUCUUGAACCAAUUGAUGAAGAAAAAAAUACAAAAACAUUUGUACCACAACCAACAAAAGUUGAUAGUAAACGCGAUAUACAAGUUCUUACAUUAAGUGAUGAUGGAAAUAAUAAUCAACAAAUAACAAAUAGAAAUAAAGAUGAAGUACCAUUCUAA